Serinus canaria (Common canary) is the source of this 1276-nucleotide messenger RNA. RefSeq names its product solute carrier family 25 member 43 (gene SLC25A43). The coding region runs from base 89 to 1114 and encodes 341 amino acids. Gene Ontology annotation, biological process: transmembrane transport. Lineage: Eukaryota; Metazoa; Chordata; Aves; Passeriformes; Fringillidae. The record is from RefSeq and is a predicted model, not a curated record. The transcript has 5 exons.
GCCACUCCGGGCCGGGCCGGGCCGGGCCGGCCGGGCCGCUCCGUGCGCUCCGCUCCGCUCGGCUCCGCUCCGGCGGGACGGCGGGGCCAUGGCCACCCUGCGCCGGGACGGCCGGGUCACCGCCCUGCAGCGCCUGGGCUGCGCCGGGCUGGCGGGCGCGCUGAGCCUCAGCCUGACGGCGCCGCUGGAGCUGCUGACGGUGCUGGCGCAGGUGGGCACCUGGCACUGCCGGCGGGGGCUGCGCGACGCCGGGAGCAGCCUGUGCCGCACCGAGGGCGUGCGGGCCCUCUGGAAGGGGAACCUCACGGCUUGCCUGCGCCUCUGCCCCUACAGCGCCCUGCAGCUCGCCGCCUCCCGCCGACUUGUUACCCUUUUCAUGGAUGAGCUGGGCCAUAUUUCCCACUGGAGAGCCAUCAUGGCAGGCAGCCUGGCUGGCAUGGUGGCCACCACGGUGACGUACCCCAGCGAUGUGGUUAAAACUCGGCUCAUUGUGCAGAACCGGCUGGAGCCAUCCUACCAAGGGAUUCUUCACGCCUUUGACAAGAUCUAUCACCAAGAGGGGCUCCGUGCACUCUACCGUGGUGUUUCACCAGCAAUAUUAGGUGCUGUUCCAUUUUCUGCAGGCUCAUUCUUUGUUUACACCAGUCUGGACACAAUCUGGCAAGAACCCAUAGUUCGUUUCACUCCUCUUCAGAACUUUGUGAAUGGCUGUGUAGCAGCUGCUGUGGCACAGACACUUUCUUUCCCCUUUGAAACUGUCAAGAGGAAGAUGCAGGCCCAGAGUCCUUGGCUUCCCCACUAUGGAGGAGUUGAUGUCCAUUUCACUGGCAUGGCUGACUGCUUCCGGCAAACUGUGAAGCACAAAGGUGUUCUUGGACUUUGGAGAGGACUCACACCCAGUCUGCUCAAGAUUGUGCCAUACUUCGGUGUUAUGUUUAGCACCUUUGAAUUCUGCAAGCGGGUUUGUCUCUACAGAAAUGGUUAUAUUCAAUCUCCUUUAAAUUACAAGCUAACACCUGGUGUUGACCAGAGCUUACACCCACAAGAACUCAGAGAAUUAAAGCUCCUCCGAAGGGAAAAUUUUAAGCCAAGGAAAUCAGCGCUUGAAAACUGACAUCAGAGUGUCCACUGCAGAUACAGAAAUACCUUUCUUAAGGAACUUUGCAAGAAAGACAUGCUGAGCUACAGGUACUGACAUUUCAGUGGACUGCUUGGUUCUUGUAGUGAGACACCUGUGACAGGAACAAAUAAAUCUGUAUUGUAUUUGCUGAAUGGA